AUGGAAACCUCCACUCCCCUAUCUGAGGCCCAAAGGGUCGCGCUUGAUAAGCUGACCGCAUCUUUGGGUCCAGAGUACGUGGAGUUCCUUGUUUCACAAGGUCCUGAAGUGCUUAAUGCACGUGUUGAAAGCUUCAUGCAGUAUGAAGCGACUCUUUUAGGGCAGGUCCAAGACCAAAUAGCGUCGGCUACGCCUACACGCUACGUGUCUGUACCAGACGAAGAGGCUAAGCCUCGUCCACUUAGAGUGGAAGUAAAAGACUACUCCGGUAAGGAGGGUGAGAACCUCAUCCUCUGGAUCCGUGAGAUUGAGAUGGCCAUGAGAUCAGGCCUGAUCACGCUUGGCCAUCAACAGGUCUCGCUGGCUAUCUCGAAGCUCGAUGGAAGAGCUAGAGAAUGGGCCUUGACGUGUAGCACGUCGGUGGACAUAGCGUUUCCCACAUGUGAGUCGCUCAAGUCACAAUCGGUACAGGUGUUCUCACCACCUAACCAGGCUUACCGCGUGCGGGUCACGCUUUCUAUCUACUCGCCAGGGUAA
Peronospora matthiolae is the source of this 537-nucleotide messenger RNA. NCBI's taxonomy places the organism in Eukaryota, Oomycota, Peronosporomycetes, Peronosporales, Peronosporaceae. The record is from the annotation of a GenBank genome assembly.